Molecule: messenger RNA, 667 nt
Organism: Laetiporus sulphureus 93-53
Lineage: Eukaryota; Fungi; Basidiomycota; Agaricomycetes; Polyporales; Laetiporaceae
Exons: 2
Coding region: 190-534 (114 amino acids)
Source: RefSeq, a predicted model, not a curated record
ACGUCAAUCCCAGAGGUAUGCUCGCCAACGUUUCAAGCAGUAACAGUGAGCCUACCUGUCACCUCGUCAAACGCAUAUGAUAUUCUCUUAUGACGAAAAGGAGACCACGUAGAUUGUACUAUCAUCUAUGGUGUGUUCGCAAUCGCGCCACCAAACAUUCUGAAGAGCUCUUCAAGAUAAUUCAAGUCAAUGUUUUCUAUUAUGACGACCUCGUUCUCAGUGUGCAAGUCAUGCGCUAUCAGAUUCCUUACAACCUUGAUAAUCAUGUGCUAUUACAUUUGGCACUAUAAUAUCGCGUCACCCUGCGCUAUUGCGAGAGACACUCAUUACGAUUGCGCAUAUUCAUGGUGGACUGACGGCGGCGGAAUGCUGCUUGGCAAUGAUCGCACACAUGAGACGUGUAUGUCGUCAGUCGGUGCCUGCGUGCCGUCGGGUGCACUUUCUUGGCUCGCAAUGGCAGGGCCGACAACCAACUCUACCAAGAACACAACCCAUACCGUCGUCGGGAGGCCUUUCCUGUAUGUGUGGGCUUGAUCUCAGCCUUAUUGCACUAUCAUUCUGAUGACUUAGUUAAUGUGCUGGUUCGCCCAGGAUGUACGGCACGAUGCUUGCUCAGACGGCUUCCUAUUAGAGCAACCGCUGAGGGACUGACUAGAUUGAAAGCCUC